AUGGAGCUGCUGCGGUCUCACCUUUCUAGGGUUCGGAUCCCUGAGCCUACCAACCGGAUAUACAAGCAGGAAUGCUGCAUCUCUUUUGACACGCCGGUAGUUUCUCUCUGUCUCUGUCUCUGCGUGCUUGCCACCACCACCCACCCCCCCUUUUUUUUUUCUUGUUGUGCCCCCCUUUCUGAACGCUUUGAGUGGGGAGUGGUGGUUCUCUUCUCUGCAGAGGUCAGAGGGCGGUCUGUACGUGGACAUGUGCUCGUUCUUGGCGUUUGGGAAGGAUUACGUGCAGUGGAAUUACGAAAAGUCCGGUAAUCCGGUUUAUCUGCACAUUCAGCAGCGCCGCAAGGCCGUUCCUGAAGAUCGACCUCUGAAGAAGCCCACUCUACUCGCCAUCGGUUCGUAUCCAUGCACAUUGUUGACGUUGAAAUCUCUUUCGAUUGUGUAUGGCGGAGUUUGACAUUUCGUUCGGCUGUGUGAAACGCCCCCCGAUAGUUUAUUCUUAACGAAUUGUAAACUGAAAGGAGGAUCUAAGUUUCUUAGGCGACGAAGACAAAGACACCUGAAUUCUUCUCGUGCGAUAAGUGGUAGACAAACAAUGGGGACACAUUAUUAUAAUGUCACAAUGUUUUUAGAAAUGUAACAUCAAAAAAUUGCCUGAAAAUAUGAACUUACGCGUUGGAAUGUGUGGAAGAGAUGUGCAGACUCUUCUUGAAUACAUGAUCACUAAAGGUUCUUAGAGGAAGUAAGAUGCUAGAUGUAGAGUGGUGGCAUCUUUUGCAAGUGCGAAGUAACAGUCGCCGCUAGUAGGUUAAAGCAUUGCAGAAAUAUCAAAUGGGAGGGGGAAAUUCUAAUGCGACCUUGAUAACGUAUCAUAUGUGGUGGUGGAAUCAUUUGCAAGUAGAGCAGUCGCUACUGGUAAUGUAAAGCAUAGCAGAAAAUCAAAAGAGUAGCCCUGAUGUAACCUCAUAAUGUUACAUGUAAAGUGGUGGAAUCGUUUGCGAGUACAAACUAUCAAUCGCUACUAGUUCUCCUUCCUUUGCAAGUACAAGGGAACGAUUUUGCUCCAUCACAAACAUCUUUUUCUAGUUCUCCUCCCUGUUGCUGCUGCUGUUUCUCGUUUACAUCAAACUACUACUUCUACUCAGUGUACAUGGUGCAAAUCUGUCAAUCCUGGUUGAGAUUCGUGUAUUUGGUUGACCGAAUCAGUUUGGAUUAAAAAAAUAUGGAUUCUGAUAUGUAAUCAUUAGGGUGAGCACCUUGUCACUUGGUGAAUCAGCAGUAUCAGUUGCAUGUGGAGGUUACUGGGACUAAUUCUAUUCGAAGUUAUUUUAUUAUAUUCCCUAAAAAAAUGCUCCAUAAAAUCAUUUGCCUCUCUUGAUGAUAAAUGACUGUUAAUUUCAACUUUUUUUCUUUAAAGUCUUUUAAUAUAUGUCGUCAAUUAUUUGCUAUAAUUUUUUUUUUUUCACGAAUUCAUUGUGAUGUGCAGGUGUUGAUGGAGGUUUUGACAAUCAAGAAGCUGAAUAUGAAGAAACUCACAAUAUUGUAAUAUUGCCAGAGCAUGUGUCCCUUCCAUUUCCAUCGGUUGAGUUGCCAGAAAAGGUAUUUGGCUUUGGGAUUGUAAUAUUGUCAGAGAUGUACUAAACAUAUCUGUGCGAUUUUGUUUCAAUAUGGACAUUUUUAAAUUUUAUAUUGUUUACUUUUCAGGUCAGAUUGGCAGUCGAUACUAUUUUGAUGGCUGAAGGCGCUGAACGCAAAGAGCAACUAUCAUCCUGGACAGCAGAUAAGAAACAAGUCAGUGCAUUUGCUAUGAAUCUGCAGCAGAUUAAAAGUGGUGUUGUUAUUCCUCCAUCGGGAUGGAAGUGCCGGCACUGUGAUAAAACUGAAAACCUCUGGCUUAACUUAACUGAUGGAAUGAUCCUGUGUGGGAGGAAAAAUUGGGAUGGUAGUGGAGGCAAUAAUCACGCGAUUGAGCAUUAUCUUGCCACAAAAUAUCCUCUUGCUGUAAAACUUGGAACUAUUACUGCUGAUUUGGAAAGUGCAGGUAAUAUUUUUCCUCAAUGAUGUCGUAUGUACUCUGAUUUAGGCCUUUUUUGAGCAUUAUCUUGUCGUAUGUAAUAAUCACGCGAUUGAGCAUUUUUGAUAUUAAAAGCUGAAAGUUAUGGUUCUGCACUUUCUGAGUGCGAUAGUUAUGUAAAUGUUUGUGAGCUCACCGAAAGUAGGAACUAAUUAAUUCAGGAGUUUAUCCUCAUCGUUUCUUUAGGUUCUUAUGUUAAGUUGUGUGAUCUAUCCACUUUAUGAAAAGAUUGUAGAUAAAUUUGUCAAAAAAUAUCAGACUAUCGAUACCACUUGUGGAUUUUUCUUUUAAUUGUAUCAUUUAGUCUUCCUAUUACCUGAAACAGGUUUUGGAUGCAUGUUCAGGACGGCAAGUUGCUUAAUGUGAUAAUAAUCUUUUCUGACUUCUUGUGACAGCUCAGAUGUUUUCUCUUACCCGGAGGACGAUACUGUUGAGGAUCCAUUACUAGCGCAACAUUUAGCAUUUUUUGGGAUCGAUUUUUCAUCAUUGCAAAAGGUAACAUUUUUAUGGUUUAAUACAUUUGAUCCUGAAAGUUUUCAAUGAUUAAUGAAUUUACAAAGUAAAGAUGAACUGUGAAAACUUUUGGCGAUUUAAGUAUUCGUUGGUUGCUCAUGUCCACAUAUUCUUUCUUGUCGUUAUCUCAAUUUAUGAUAAGAGUAUAGAUAGGCAACUGGAAACUGCUAAGCUAAACGGUAUAGUUAGGAGCUGGGAGCAUGUGUAGUUCAUGUCCACUGACCUAGAAAAGGGUCAUGAGUGAUGGGGGAGGGUUGAACAGAAGUUGCUUAUACUGUUCACACAUCUAUGUGUGUAUGUAAAUAUAUGUAUAUAGGAACAAAAUUCAUGCCCAUGGUUCACUGGACCCUCCUCUGGUGCCCAAAAAAAAAAGUGGUUGAUGACUUGACUGUUAGAAUCUUGAAAUAAUCAACAAAAAAAUGUUACUAGUGUCCAUAUGUCCGGUCUCGAUUCCACUUGGACGUCCAUUGGAAUUUCUCAUUACCUUUUGAGGCCCCUUGACCAUCUUCCAUAUGCCUCUAGUUGGAAUUGUUGUUUUUUUAAAAAAAGUAUCAUUUAUUUGCUUUCGCAUGACCAAGAAAUUGGUGAGUCGCAUAAUAUUAUGACUUUUCCAAUUCUAAGAUGUUUUUUAAACCUCUCAAUUUUUUUUGAAAAUUUUAUGUUGUAAAAGUAAAUAUUACAAAAAUAAUCAAUUCAAUGCCUUGGCUUAAAAAAAGUUAAUCAUUGCUGGGUUCAGGUCAUUUUGACGAACAAGUCGUGUUCCGGAUUUGUCUCGUUUGGCUGACUGAGUCGAGAUAGAGCGAAUCUAACUGAGUUGGUUGGUUCUUGAGCCAGCCCAGCUUAUUGCCAAUCCCAUUUUAGCAUCUCCCAUUUUAAGGAUAACAUAGCAUGGUUUAAAAUCUUGUUGGUUUAUGAUCAUGGAAAACUACUAUUUGCCCCCAAAAAAAACCAUGUAUGAAUGAUACUUCUUGGAGCAUCUGUCGAUUAGAAAAGUUGCUACAUUUUUUCUUUGAGCAUGUUCAGGAUUAUAACUUCACAUGAACUUUUCAAAGUCGAGCCAAGCCAAGACAGUAUUUUGUAAUGUUUUGAUAUGGGUUUAAUUUCAAAGAAUGUGAGGUGUGUUGGGUCUUAGAAUCUUUUAUUAAUGUAUACAUUCUUUUCUUCAGUUUUAUAUCACCACCCUCUAUUUCUUAGAUGUUUGUAUUAUCUUCCACAUUUAUGCUAUGAUAGUCGAUGAACUGAUUUUUGCAUAUCCUUUUAGACUGAAAUGACUACUGCUGAAAGAGAACUCGACCAAAAUACUAAUUUUGAUUGGAACCGGAUACAAGAAAGUGGACAAGAAGUUGAACCCUUAUUUGGACCUGGAUAUACAGGACUGGUUAAUCUUGGGAAUAGGUAGUUUGAUUAGUCUCUCAUUUUACAAACUUGUUUAUUGUGGUCGUUGAUACGGCAUAACACUUUCUCCAUCUUUCUUCACUUUGCUUAGUUGUUAUUUGGCGUCAACCAUGCAAGUUAUCUUCUCGACACAUGCCUUCUGUACACGGUUAGUUUUUGUAAUCAGCAUUUGCAAGUAGCCCGUAUACUACCUUGAUAUAUUUCAUCUGAUAUUACCAUUUUAUUUUAUUUUAAUUUCAGAUAUCAUGAAAAGCAGAGCCUGGAGUUAGCAUUUAAAACAGCUCCUUCGGAUCCAACUGUAGAUUUGAAUACACAACUGUGAGUAACCAUCUCUUCUCCUUGAAAAUAGGCACAUAUGAUGAUUUUUCUUCUUAGCUGUUCACAGUGCUUUGACUUUUUGUGCUUGAAGCACUUUUAAAUUUGUAAUCAACAUUUCGUCCGCUCAAGUCAAACAAUUUGAGUUUACUGGGCCCGAUUUAAGUGUCUCCAAUCUUUCCCUGAUAUUAAAGGCAGCCUAAUGGUGUAAUCAUUCUGCUUAACUUUUGACACCGUAUUAUGUCCAUCACAAGCCAUUUCAAAUCCCCCAUUUCUAGCCAUUUAAGUGUCUCCAAUCUGGUCGCUUUGUUGUUCCGUGAUUAAUGGGGUGUGUGUCCAGAGAGGUCAAUCCUAGAUCAUAAUGUGUUGGCCCAAGUCUACCUCAAUUUCCAACCUUGGUGUAGUAUAUUCAACAAGGUCUCUCAGCUGGUGGAGUGUUAUGGCUUUUGGAAGGCCAGUCAUUUUUCGCCAGUACGCCAGAAUGCUACCCAUAACUCAUUUCUUUGAAGAUAUGUUAUUAAGUAAUAAUGCACAUAAAAGGAUCUGUGGGUAAUAACCUGGCCUGAAUUCGCAUGAGGAUCAAAUAUUGUCUCUUUUUUACGCUCGCAAAAGAGAUCUCUCCUCGAAGCAUGGUUCCUAGAGUCAGUCAAGCACUCUGUAUUCGCUUUAAGGCAGAACUCUAUCUCAUCUUGAACUUAAAAUAGAGAAAAGCACUGCAAGUCAGAGAAUAUGGGAAUGGAGAGGAAGUUGAAGGGGGGGCAUCACGGUCGUAGGGAUAGAUAAAUAACAAGGGUCAAUUUGUACUUAAGACCUUUAUUAUGUUUUUUUGAUAAUCUCAGUUAAAUUUGAUGAGUAGGUCUUCAUAGUUUCUGCAGCAAUUCCAGAGAGUUGUAAGCAUGACAGAGGUAUAUGGGGAACUAAAGAUUCAAUGGAGUUGACUGGUUUCUGCUUUGUUUUACGGCCUUGCCUUGUUUUUGUUGAUUUGUAUCCGGAGAAUGCACUGUGCUGUUUGACUUGACCCAUUUUCGUAUAGGGCAAAACUGGGCCAUGGCUUGCUAUCGGGUAGAUACUCAUUUCCUGUACGAGAGGUACAGCAUCUGUAUCCUGUAUUCAAUCAAAUUUAUUAUUCCUCAUGUGGCUUGAUACUUUCAUGUAUAACCAGACAGAUGAACUUGGAAAUAUAACCGGCUCAGAUUCAGACGCUGUAAGUCAUGCUGAUUUCAAUUUUUCCUUCUUCUGGAUUUGGCUGUGUCGAUAGCUGUAGUUGAUAUUACCAUACCAUUUUUAUGUGUGAAACUGAAUUUGGCGAGUUCUUUUUUACAAGCCCACUGGACUUCAAAGAGUAAUUUUAUUUUCUGGCUAGGAAAAUCCUUUUUUAUUUCGCCUCAGUGAAUAUACCCAUUAUCACUAUAUAUCUAUCUUAUCUAUCUAUAUAUAUAUAUAUGUGUGUGUGUGUGUGUGUGUGUGUGUGUGUGUGUGGUAUGGGUCUGGCUCUUACAUCUUCCUGUCACUGUUAACUAUUUUGGAUUUUAAAAUUUGUUGGUUUAACAUGGCAUUAUACAGGAAGAAUCCUCCGUAAUUCAUUAUUCUCUGGUAAAAAAAGGAUCUCCCUCGAUAUAGCCAAAUAACUGUAGCCCACAGGAAGGCAUAAAACUUUAUAUCAAAGACUCUUUGUGGGCUGCUUUGCUGUUCUCUUUCCCUUCAUCGUGGUCUUAUGAACCAGAUUCAACCACUGCAUCUCCCUGGUUGAAGAACAGCCUUAGAUGCAAGUUGCCAAAUAAGGAUACAAAAUUGUUCUACAUUGUGACAACCUCUAAGAAAGGACUUUGGUUAUAGAUUGCCUUAAGACUAGAUAAUAUCAUUUUGUGGGGAAAGUUUGGUAGAAUGAGAACACAUUUAUUCAAUUAUUCAUUUUGAUGUAUUCAACGGAGAUGAAAUAGGUUGAUGUCAGGUGGAAGGUGGGGUUACCUUAAAAAGAAAACGAGUAUCGAGAGGUUGAAGAUAAUCUGCUAUGGCUGCGAUGAGAAAAUGGUACUUUUUAUGUAACCUCUCUGCAUUUGACGUGAGUUAUUUGCGUGUGAAAAUGCUACGUAUUUUUUUUUUUGUUUUUUGUUUUUGGAAAUGUGGUGCUCUUUGACUCUCCAAUGAAAAUAUUUUUGGUCCAUUUCGGUGGUUUUGUUUUGGUUCUAGGAUUAGUGUUCCUUCUAUUAGUCUGUCAUGCGCCGGUUGGGCCACCGAAAAUGUCUGAAAAUAUUUUACCCAUUCCAUGAACUGUGCACAAAGCCUGUUGUUGACGACGUCCUUAUUAUGAAUCUCAAUAUAUUUCUUAUUGUUGUUGCUCUGUUGCGCAAAAACCUAUUUUUGACCGUCACUACUGGAUAUUUAUUAUCUUCAUUUAUCAUAUGCAAAUUUUCAGGGCCACAUGAAGUUAUUUGUUGUUAUCCACUUUUUAUUUUUCUUUUUCUUUUUCAUAUUAACCUUUUUUUCUGAACACCCCAGAAGCAAGAUGGAAUACCUCCUCGAAUGUUCAAGGCCGUCAUUGCUGCUAAUCAUCCUGAAUUUUCAACCAUGCGGCAGCAGGUACUCAGCUGGCUGCGCUUACAUUACGUGAUUUUCUCAGUGCUCUCAUUUAUUUUACCGAUACUUGGCUAGCUACUUUUUUAUUGGGAUUAGCAUGUUUCUUGUUCUCUAUUUGGUUAAUUACAUUUUUUUACAUUGCUUUUCGGGCAUUUAAUUUCGUUUUUCUUGUAGGAUGCGCUGGAGUAUUUUCUGCAUUUACUUGAUCAAGUGGAGCGGUCCAAUGCUGGAAAACCUGAAUCCGAUCCUUCAAGGUGUUUCAAGUUCUGCAUUGAAGAGCGGCUACAAUGCCCAUCUGGGAAGAUUGCUUAUAAUAAAAGAAGUGACUACAUUCUUUCUCUUAAUAUACCAUUACACGAAGCAAGCAAUAGAGGUAUGCCCAUGUCAUAUGUCCUCUUUGAUCUUUACAUGUAUUCAUGUUGCAUUUUUUGUUGUUGGCCGCAAGCGCUUUUCUGGAAACAUAGCUUGUGUCUUCAAACCAACUAGGGUAGAAUGGAGUAUUUCCUUCCAUAUUGCUAAUUCAGAAUGAUUUUAAUGCAUGCUAUCCAGAGGAGCUUGAAGCAUUUCAUAGACUGAGGGAAGAAGGAAAAUUGGAAGGGAAAGAAAUGUAAGUUGCUCAACUCUUAUCUCCUAUUUUUAUUUUUUUUUAAAUGUAGUACUUAUGAGAACGGGAUCUAGCAGUGCAUCUGAAGAUAUUGUUCGCCCGAGGGUGCCUUUAGAUGCAUGCCUUGCAACCUUUUCAGCUCCAGAGGAGAUACACGAUUUUUACAGCACUGCAUUGAAUGCGAAGACAACAGCAAUCAAGUAAGUUUGAACAUUGGUACAGAGUUGUGACCUGAAAUUCGCUAUUCCAUUAUAUCACUCGUGGAAUUUUCCAUUUAUUUUUUCCUAUAUGAGCUGUAAGACCUUGGAUGCCUUUAAUGGAAAAGAAUCUACCUUUAUCUAGAUCAGUGUUGUUCAUCUUCUGCCGUAAAUUCUAUUGAUUCAGGGAAUCUACUCUCAUGUAAUGAAAUCCAUAAGCGGUGUUUCUCGAUUCAUAAUAAUCUAUUCCAAGAACAUGGACAUGGUUGCGCAUACCUCUUUGAACGACUGGAAAACGAAACUGUUGAGUUGACUUUAGUAACCAGAAUGCUGACCUGAUGUAGAGCGCAUGUGUCUGACUUAUAUCUUCUGACAGAACCGCCGGCUUCCGGACCUUCCCUGAUUACUUAGUGCUACACAUGCGAAAGUUCGUAAUGGAGGAAGGCUGGGUGCCUAAAAAACUCGGUAAAUCCAUAUUUUCACCAUUAAUCACUAUGUUUGGAAUCCAAAUUUAUUUUCCCCCACGACGUUAGAAUUUUAUAUGGAUUUCAAGUUGUCCUUAACCUCUAAAUGUCAUCCAUCUUCUUGAAUUUUUUUUCAGAUGUGUACAUAGAUGUACCAGAUACUAUCGACAUUACCCACAUGCGCAGCAAGGGCAUGCAACCCGGGGAAGAACUACUACCAGAAUCUGGUAGGAGAUUCUGAUUAAGCUGAUGAACCCAUUAUUUUUUUCCUUUCCUUGGAAAAAUUCCAUGUUCCUCUCUUCUGUUGUAUCUUGAGAUUGCAUGUUGAAUGUUGUCUACAGUGUCUACUGGCCACGAAUCAGAAGCAGCCGCCAAACCCGUUGCCAAUGAGGAUAUUGUUUCCAAGCUCGCUGACAUGGGAUUUAACUACUUCCAUUGUCAGAAAGCUGCUAUCAAUACGUCAAACGUUGGAGUAGAAGAAGCCAUGACUUGGUUGCUUUCUCACAUGGAUGAUCCAGGUUUGUUAAUCUCAGAAACAAGUGUUCAUACACCCAAGUCGUUGGUAACUAGCUGCAUAAAAAAGGAUUACCUUUUCGGUCUCUCUCCCAGAUAUCAACGACCCUCUUCCGGACGAGCCCAGGAACCCUAAUCUUCAGCCUGUCGAUGAAUCGAGCGUGGAAACCGUGAUUUCUUUCGGGUUCCCGGAAGAAAUGGCUCGGAAAGCAUUGAAGGCUUCGGUAAGAUCCUGUUACUAUCCAGUUUGGGUAAUUGAUCUUCUUCAUUCUUUUACUGUGUGCUUUAUCUGGAAAUUAAUGGCCGACUGAUUUCACUCCCACAGGGCGGGGAUAUUGAGAAGGCUAUGGACUGGAUCUUUAGCAACCCAGACGCUUCAAGCUCAGGAGACAUGGAGGCCACUUCUAGCAGUGGGCAGUCGCCACAGGACACAGAACUACCAGACGGCGGCGGGAGUUCGUAUCUACAACCUUUUGUUUUGCGGAUUCUCGUUCAAUUGAUUAUAAUUAUAAAUAUUUAUAUGGUUUGAAUGAAUGCUUUACUUACGCCUUUUCCCUUCUUGGGUGGGAACAGGGUACCGGCUGAUGGCCCUGGUCAGCCACAUCGGCACAUCCACGCACUGCGGGCACUACGUGGCGCACGUCCACAAGGACGGAAGAUGGGUGAUCUUCAAUGACACCAAGGUGGGGGCCUCGGUCAACCCCCCAAAGGAUAUGGGAUACCUUUACUUCUUCGAGAGGAUUAACUCCAACCCUUAG
Molecule: messenger RNA, 9407 nt
Organism: Spirodela intermedia
Lineage: Eukaryota; Viridiplantae; Streptophyta; Magnoliopsida; Alismatales; Araceae
Source: the annotation of a GenBank genome assembly